Messenger RNA from Ceratitis capitata (Mediterranean fruit fly), 2532 nucleotides. RefSeq lists its product as uncharacterized. NCBI's taxonomy places the organism in Eukaryota, Metazoa, Arthropoda, Insecta, Diptera, Tephritidae. The transcript has 8 exons. The record is from RefSeq and is a predicted model, not a curated record. Bases 243 to 2327 code for a protein of 694 amino acids.
AAAGGCGUGAAAAUUGCUAAAUAGCUGAAGUGGCAUAGCUGAAGAAGCGCGACAUACAACAACGGUAAUAGAAAUUCAGUCGACAGAAGUGGAUAAGUGCUAACCUGCUUAGACGACUAAGUGGUCGUAGGCGUCACUGAAAUCAGGAGAAGAAAAAACUUGUAUAAAGCUUAAUUUAAGAAGCGGAUAAAUGUCUGGUUGUGGACGAAGUGGAUAAGGCAAAGUUGAAAGCAGUGUUAAGCAUGACGUUGAAAGAUGCACCAAGUCAAGGUCUUAUUGCUGGACUCAAGGAUGUUUCGGUUACAAUACCGCAAGCGGUGAAACGUGGCAGCAAUGCAUUGCUCAUAUGCAAUUACGAUAUGGAAAAUGAUACUUUAUAUUCGGUGAAAUGGUAUAAAGGACGGAGAGAGUUUUAUCGUUAUACACCAAAGGAAAAUCCGGCAAUGAAAGUUUUCCCAAUGGCAGCCGCCGGACUAAGUGUUGAGCGCAAUCUCUCCAAUCAAAGUCAUGUCGUGCUGAUGACGGUGCCGCUCAACAUAUCCGGCAAGUUUACAUGCGAAAUUUCCGUGGAGGCGCCAACCUUUCAAACCGCCAUGGUCUCUGGUGAACUGGAAGUUGUGGAGCUACCAGAGGAGCAGGCCAUUGUUACAGGCAUCCAGCCACGAUAUCGCAUCGGUGAUUUGGUUGAUGGCAAUUGCUCAAUUAAAUACUCCAAGCCGGCUGCUAAUUUGACAUGGACUAUUAAUGGUAUUGUGGUUCCACUGCAUCAUAUUAAAACUUAUCAAAUUGAACGAUAUGAAGAGAAUAAUUUGGAGUCAGUGGUGAGCGCAUUGCACUUCAUGGUGACCACACAGCAUUUCAUUAAAGGGCAAAUGAGGCUUAAGUGUACGGCGAGCAUAUUUGAUAUAUUCAAAGAGGAAAUCGAAAGUGUCAUUGAAGAGGAUCGACCACGCAUUAUGGCCUCUGGCCGUUCAUAUGAUAUGCACAAUAAUUAUCCUUAUGAACAGCAUGCAAGUGGCGAUGGCUUUGAAGAUCACAAUGAAUCCUUUUUAACUUAUUCAGCCGCUGAUAUAACAUCUUCUGCAACAACUAUACACACCGUAGCAUCGGCGAGUAUCUAUGCGAAGGCACUAAAAAUGCAUUGGAAGCACAUUUGGACCGGUCUGAUGGCAACAAUAACAACAAUUCCAACAUCAUUUAACAGAAAGCAAAGGCGAAGGCAACCGGUAGUGGAGUCAUCGCACCGAUAUGUCAAAAGGAUAAGUGAAGCAAACGUUGGUGAUGGGGCAGAAGGUAUACUAACAGCGACAGCUCGCUUAGAUAUUUUCGCAAUGGCGGAAAGGAGUGUUGUUGUUGCCAUUUUUACUGUUAUUUUCGCGGGCGUCUUUGUGUGCACACUGACACUCCAUUUUAUAAGCUGUCAAAGGGUGCAAAAGAAAUCAGUUGCAUCGGCAAUGCAGGAACAAGCAAAGAUGACGGCAGGGAAGAGCGCUACCAACUCGAUAGCUGCAUUUACUGCCAACGUGUUGCUGUCAAAAGUAACAGCAACAGCAUUGGCAGUCAAAUGGACAUUGAAAGGACGAAAAUCCUUUCAUAAUUGCAUUGGAAAAAAUUUAAAAUCAUUGAGUGUACGAUUUGUGGGAUUUCUGCGAGCGCUAGGUUGGUUGAAGUUUAUGCAGUGCAGUGCGACAGUAUCGGCGAAUCCAUUACAAAAAUUGGCGAGACAACAACAACAGAUAUCAAGGCAGCAGCAGAAACAGCAGGGAAGCACUGAAAUAUUGCGCAAUGAUGCGCACCGCUCGCCGAGCAACGCAAAUCAACAGCUGUCGUUGACGGCUGGCAGCAGGAGCCCUUCAACUCCAUUACCAACAACACUGGAUGCUGCAUUGACAUUUGACACGCCGAGUGUUGGUGCUGCCAUGCAUGAUGCAAUCGCCGUCUGUAACAACACCAACACCAACAACACUCGCAAUCGCUGCGAUAGUGGUCGCUACAACAAUAAUAAUAACAACAGUAACCGCAGCAGAAACAACAACGAAAACAGCACAGGUGGCGGCAACAGCAAUCAAGCAAUUGCCAAUUUCACUAAGGACACGUCAAAGGAUCAAACAUUAUUGAUGAUGAUUGCACAACGUUUCGAUUGUCAACAUGUUGACGAUUUUCUUACACGCGCACUUGGUAAGUGGCAACAGCUAAAAGUAUUGCUACUUUCAAUGAACGACAACAACAAAAACAACAACAAGGUGUUGGCGAAAGCAAAGAUGUUUUUGUUUAAUUGGCAAGAAAACGGCGUGACACCACAUCAUCCUUGCCGGCGCUAUUGCUGAUGCCGGCCAAUGAAAGAGGAAUGUGAAAAGGCACAGUUUCGAGAGGAACACAAAUUAAAUAAUUAAAUAAAUAAAUAGUAUAAACUAAUGAUGUAUGACUAAAUAAAAAAAAUACCAUAAGCGCCACGUUAAAUUUGCAAGAAAUAUACAAAAAAUAACAAAAAAACAGUAACAAAAAAUCUACAAUUAAAAAAUUAAAAAAAAA